Molecule: messenger RNA, 1352 nt
Organism: Rana temporaria (common frog)
Lineage: Eukaryota; Metazoa; Chordata; Amphibia; Anura; Ranidae
Gene: MRRF
Product: mitochondrial ribosome recycling factor
Exons: 7
Coding region: 93-851 (252 amino acids)
Biological process (GO): translation
Cellular component (GO): mitochondrion
Molecular function (GO): ribosomal large subunit binding
Source: RefSeq, a predicted model, not a curated record
CAUCACAGCGCGACCUCCUCUCACCGCGCCGGCUGAUGACGUCACCCGAGGUUGACAGACAGAGUGUCCUGGAGAAGAGUUGAGAUCCUGCCAUGGCACUCGCAGGUUUGGGAAGGUUCAGGCCGGUGCUACAGCAGCUGAGAUCCGCGGCGGCGGGAUGCUCAUUGAACGCGGCACUCCUGGUCCGCCAGCGGCAGCUUCCCGGGGCCUGUCUGAGUAGACAGCUGGCUGCCAAAAGCAGUAAAGGCAAAAGCCAAAAACACGCCCCGGCAAGAAUAAACAUCAACGCGGCUUCGGUUGAAGACAUUAUCGAUCUGAAAGAUGUGGAGCACGCCAUGAAAACCGUCCUUGACAACCUGAAAGAAGACUUUAACAAAAACCUGAAUAUCAGAACCUCUCCAAGUGCUUUUGAUCAUAUUGUGGUCACGACAAAAGAUGGAAAAAUCCCAUUAAAUCAACUGGGACAGAUCACCCUGAAGUCUCCACGGCUCUUCCUUAUCAACAUGUCAAGCUUUCCUGAGAGUGCCCCUGCAGUGGUGAAUGCUUUAACGAAGAGUCAAAUGAACCUUAACCCAGAGCUGGAUGGCGCUCUGAUCCGCGUACCUGUGCCACAGGUAACGCGGGAGCACAGAGAGAAUUUGGUAAAGCUAGCGAAACAGCUGACCAACAAAUCGAAGGAUUCUCUGCGGAAGAUCCGCACCGGGGCUGUACAGGAGAUAAAGAGGUCCAAGGAUACCGUAUCGGAGGACACCAUUCGACUGCUAGAGAAACAGAUCCAGCAGAUGACAGAAGACACGGUAGCAGAAAUGGAGAAGCAGUUGGCAUCAAAGACUAAGGAACUCUUGGAAUAAUGAGGACGGGUGCCUGUGAACUGGUCAGCGGCUGGCGGGAUACAGAGAAGAGACUGGCAGUGAUGCGGAUGUAGACCUCAUGGAAGAAUUCCCUUCACUGCAUUGUGGGAAAAGGUGACCUGAGCCAAUUUAUCAAGUAAAAUUCAUGAGCUCGAUCUUCCUGACACUGAGACUACAUUGUGCUGCGUGUCCAUUGGCUUUGAAUAUCUUUACAUGUUUUUAUGGGCCUCAUUUCCUGCCCCUUUAGUAACUCCACCCCAUCGUCACCUGACCCAGGCGGGGGGGGCAAGGUAACCAUAUCUCCACAAGAUGAAUAGAAAGGACGCCGCUCUCCCAACCAGCCCCGGGCAAGGUAGAAGAAGCGGCCUCAGACUUACAUUUCACCACAAGACCACAUUCCAACGCGUUUCAUCCUCCUAGUGGGCAGGGCAAAACCUGUCAGGGGGGUGUGGUCUGGCAGAGAAAUGUGGGCUGGCGCUGCUUCUAAAAGGGAUUGUAAAG